Messenger RNA from Orycteropus afer afer, 1878 nucleotides. It is a transcript of the gene DECR2, whose product is annotated as 2,4-dienoyl-CoA reductase 2. Gene Ontology annotation, biological process: fatty acid catabolic process. The record is from RefSeq and is a predicted model, not a curated record. Gene Ontology annotation, molecular function: calcium ion binding; 2,4-dienoyl-CoA reductase (NADPH) activity. Lineage: Eukaryota; Metazoa; Chordata; Mammalia; Tubulidentata; Orycteropodidae.
AUGGCCCAGCCACCGCCCGACGUCGACGGGGACGACUGUCUCCCCGAGUACCGCCACCUCUUCUGCCCGGACCUGCUGCGGGACCAGGUGGCCUUUAUUACUGGAGGGGGCUCCGGGAUUGGCUUCCGAAUUGCUGAGGUCUUCAUGCGGCAUGGGUGCCACACAGUCAUCGCCAGCAGGAGCCUGCCGAGAGUGUCGAUGGCCGCCAAGAAGCUGGUUGCGGCCACGGGCCAACGGUGCCUGCCUUUGUCUCUGGAUGUUCGAGAUCCCCCAGCCAUCACAGCCGCAGUGGAUGAGGCCCUAAGGGAGUUUGGCAGAAUUGACAUCCUUGUUAAUGGUGCUGCUGGGAACUUCCUAUGCCCUGCCAGUGCCCUAUCCUUCAAUGCCUUUAAGACUGUGCUGGACAUUGACACUGCUGGCACCUUCAACGUGUCCCGCGUGCUCUACGAGAAGUUCUUCCGGGACCAUGGAGGGGUGAUCAUCAACAUCACCGCGACUCUGGGCCUCCGGGGGCAGGUGCUUCAGGUGCACGCAGGAGCUGCCAAGGCCGCUGUGGACACCAUGACAAGGCACCUGGCUGUGGAGUGGGGCCACCAGAACAUCCGUGUCAACAGCCUGGCCCCCGGCCCUAUCAGCGGCACCGAGGGCUUCCGACGGCUGGUCAGCCCCCAGGGCAGCACCGUCCUGCGGUCCACCGGGAUACCACUGCAGAGGAUAGGAAACAAGACGGAGAUCGCCCAUGGCGCACUCUACCUCGCCAGCCCUGCGGCGUCUUACGUGACGGGAGCCGUGCUGGUGGCUGAUGGUGGUGCGUGGCUGACCUCGUCCAACAACACCGGAAUGGUACCACCUCCCAGUGCCCCAGCCAGUGCCGAGCAGAACCGAGAGCCCACAGUCCAGAAAUUUCACCCAACAGAGGAGAGUGAUGUAAACCAGAUCAUGGGAAACCUGGGGCUAAAAAAGGAAGCUCGGAUCACAUGCCAACAUCACCGCCCUCCACAGUCCGUGGUUGUCACGGGUGGCGAGAUGGCAGCCGGGCGGUCCUUCGGUUACGAGCCACAAGGGCCGCACUUUCCACAAGAACGCCUGCCUCCGCCGCUGUGCGCGGGACCUCGGGAGUGUCUCGGCUUCCUCGGGGAAUGCUGCGUCCCCAGCGCCGCGGGCGAGCGGGCAGCGGAGGACCGGCCCCGCCUGCGGGCCGUGUUCGAGGCCCUGGACGGCGACGGGGACGGCUUGGUGCGCGUCGAGGACUUCGAGCAGUUCGCCACCGCGUACGGGGCCGAGCAGGUGAAGGACUUAACCAAGUACUUGGACCCUGGUGGGCUCGGGGUGAUCAGCUUUGAAGACUUCUACAGAGGGAUUUUGGCCAUCAGAAACGGAGGUGUGCGCUCCAGUGUCUGCUGCAGGUGUGUACUCCGGUCUCUGCUGCAGGUGUGUGGUGUGGUGUCUGCUGCAGGUGUGUGCUCCGGUGUCUGCAGCAGGUGGGUGGUGUGGUGUCUGCGGCAGGUGUGCGCUCUGGUGUCUGCUGCAGGUGUGCGCUCCGGUGUCUGGCUGCAGGUGUGCGCUCCGGUGUGUGGCUGCAGGUGGGUGGUGUGGUGUCUGCUGCAGGUGUGCGCUCUGGUGUCUGCAGCAGAUUCUGAGGGCCUCCUGUAUGGCGUCGCCCCUGCCCAGGAUGAGGAAAGCUCAGCCUGCCCUGACGACUUUGACGAUUUUGUCACCUAUGAGGCAAGUGGCCUGCUUGAUCCCGCACCGCCUGCUCUUUCGGAGUGUGGCCUUCUGACAGAGGAGCUGUGCUGUCCUAAGCCUGCUGGUCUGGUGGCUGUGGUGCCGGAUAAUCUUAGCUCCUUUCAGAAACCACUGGAGGUGCCUUCUGUGUGA